Messenger RNA from Carassius carassius (crucian carp), 1527 nucleotides. RefSeq lists its product as uncharacterized. The transcript has 9 exons. The record is from RefSeq and is a predicted model, not a curated record. NCBI's taxonomy places the organism in Eukaryota, Metazoa, Chordata, Actinopteri, Cypriniformes, Cyprinidae. Bases 62 to 1420 code for a protein of 452 amino acids.
CUCUCUCUCUUGCGUUUUGUCUGACACUCUGCAUAAAACAUCUUCUGUAAGCUAAAUUACAAUGCUGCUUAUUAUUCUGCUUCUUCUGCCUGGUGUUCUCAGUAAUCAAUGGAGUGUGAGUUAUGUUUCUCUGAGUCCGGUCUGUGCUGCGAGGGGAUCCAAUGUUUCUAUUAACUGUAGAUAUGAAUAUCCAGAUGGUCAACAAGUACAGCGAGUGAUGUGGUGUUCAAUGAGAUCAAACCAUGGCUACUGUGCGGUUAAGCCGUAUGUUUAUGAUGAAUCCAACAAUAAUCAAAAAAACUUCCAAUACAUUGGAGACAAAACCUCAAAUUGUUCUCUUUUGAUCAGUAAUAUUGAUCAAACACAUUCUGGAGAGUAUAAAUUCAGAUUUAUAACCAAUGGAAAAAAAUAUACAGGUGAUCCUGGAGUGAACAUUUUAGUAGACGGUGUUCUCAGUAAUCAAUGGAGUGUGAGUUAUGUUUCUCUGAGUCCGGUCUGUGCUGCGAGGGGAUCCAAUGUUUCUAUUAACUGUAGAUAUGAAUAUCCAGAUGGUCAACAAGUACAGCGAGUGAUGUGGUGUUCAAUGAGAUCAAACCAUGGCUACUGUGCGGUUAAGCCGUAUGUUUAUGAUGAAACCAACAAUAAUCAAAAAAACUUCCAAUACAUUGGAGACAAAACCUCAAAUUGUUCUCUUUUGAUCAGUAAUAUUGAUCAAACACAUUCUGGAGAGUAUAAAUUCAGAUUUAUAACCAAUGGAGACAAAUAUACAGGUGAUCCUGGAGUGAACAUUUUAGUAGACGAUUUAAAAGUGUCCAUGAGCAGGUCAAGAGAAAAUGGAAGCACAAUAGUAGGAGACUCUCUGAAUUUGACGUGCACACUCAGCUGUUCUGGUAAUUUAGCUGAUGUUCAGUGGUUUAAGAAUCGUGAUCUGAUUCGACACUCAGAGCCCGUCCUCACCUUCAGCAGAGUAACAGCUGAAGACUCGGGGAAUUACUCUUGUUCUUUGAGAAACUUUAAAACAACUUCAUCUGAAGAAAUUACCAUUUAUAUUGAAGAUGUCACCGGGUUCCCAACUGUUCUGAUUAUUGUGCUGAUUUUAGUCUCACUUGUUUUCAUCGCUACAGCUGUGAUUCUUAUAAGAAGAAGGAAAGCAAUAAUGAAAGAAAAAUCAGUGAAAGAACGAGAAGAAGUCAAGGAUUCUCUUUACAGCACGAUUCAACCUCAAAAAAAGCUUCAUCAGAAAAACCACACUGGGUAUUCUGAGGCUAACAAAAACCUACCAGGAGCUGAGGAUGUACAGCAGGAAGAUGAAGUGCAAUAUUCAUCUGUCACCAUUAAACCCAAAGAACUGCUUCAAGUGUCUGCAAACACAGAGCAGGAGAAUGAUUCAACCAUCUACAGUGCAGUGAUGAACGGUUAAUCAUACUUUCAGAAGUUAAGAUAGGCCUACAGCUUUGUAUCAUGACAUAAAAGCAAACGUGGCUCUUAGUGUGUGUGUGUGUGUGUGUGUGUGUGUGUGUGUGUUUG